This is a messenger RNA of Candoia aspera, 1148 nucleotides long. RefSeq names its product TNF superfamily member 11 (gene TNFSF11). Lineage: Eukaryota; Metazoa; Chordata; Lepidosauria; Squamata; Candoiidae. The transcript is spliced from 5 exons. The coding region runs from base 1 to 978 and encodes 325 amino acids. Gene Ontology annotation, biological process: immune response. Gene Ontology annotation, molecular function: tumor necrosis factor receptor binding. The record is from RefSeq and is a predicted model, not a curated record. Gene Ontology annotation, cellular component: membrane.
AUGCGGCGCGCCAGCCGAGACUAUUCCAAGUACUCGCGCGGCGCCGAGGAGCUGGGCGCCAGCGCCGCCGCGCACGAGUGCGCCCCGCCGCAGCCGCUGCUGCCGCUGCAGGCGCCCGGCGGCGCGGCCUCACCGUCCCACUCCCCGUCCGCCUCGAGAGCUCUCCUAGCCGCGCUGGUCCUGCUGGGCCUCGGCCAGGUGAUCUGCAGCGUGGCCUUGUUCCUCUACUUCAAAGCGCAGAUGGACCCUCACAGAAUUUCUGAAGAGGAUGCCCACUGUUUAAGGUCCUUCUUGAGACUUCAGGGGAAUGUAGAUCUGCAAGAAACCACCUUGGCCAACCAAGAGACAAGGCUAUUCUCUGAAUCAUGUCAAAGGAUGAAGCAGGCUUUUCAAAGAGUAAUGCAAAAGGAGGUCCAGCGUCUGAGUGUUGGAAAGGACCAGUCAAGAUUGGAGAAAUCAACAAUGGGAGCAUCAUGGCCAGAUUCGCCGAAGAAGAACAAACCUGAGAAAGCGCCAUUUGCCCAUCUUAUAAUCGAUGGCCACAAUAUUCCCACUGGCACUGGAAAAGUGAACCUUACGUGUUGGCAUCAUGACAAAGGCUGGGCGAACGUUCUGAAUAUGACCUUUAGCGAUGGCAAACUCAUAGCCAAUCACGACGGCUUUUACUACCUAUACGCCAACGUGUGCUUCAGGCACCAUGAGACGUUGGGAAACCUGACUGGUCAAACGCUGCAGCUGAUGGUGUAUGUGAUCAAAACGGAUGUUAAAAGGCGGAACCCUGUCAUUCUGAUGAAAGGGGGAAGUACCAAGAACUGGUCAGGAGAUUCUGAAUUUCAUUUUUUCUCAGUAAACGUCGGAGGGUUUUUCAAAUUGAAGUCCGGCGAAACUAUAAGCAUCCAGGUCUCCUACCCUUCCUUGUUGGAUCAUUCCCCAGAAGGAACUUACUUUGGGGCUUUUAAAAUAAGAGAUAUUGAUUGAUUCUAUGAUUUUUUUAGAAGGGAAAAUGUGCUAUUUAUUCAACGGGGUUAGCUUAUUGGAGGAUAUAAUUAACAGCUUGUGGGGUCCAGCUGUAUAUGAAUGAGAUUUCCUGGGCAGCUUUACCCACUGCUCCAUUUCAAAAUCAGCUCGUAAUGUUAGGAUCGUUCAGC